ACUUUGGUGCGCACCAAACUUAAUACGCGUACUAAGGUUUUGACGAUGUAAACUAAGCCUAUGUCGCAGUGCUCGUGCGCUUGCGCGUACCCGGUACCGGCGCUCGGGUUGGUCGCGGCGGUAUACCUGUCGGUCGGUUGGUGCGCAGACGGUGAUAGCGGCGGAUCGCGGUAGAUGCGACGCUCGUAUUGGUCGCGCCGGUGCGACGGCGUGGUGCGGUGAUAUGGCCUUAAGGCCUGGCGCUAACGGCGCGACAAUGUACGGUGGCCAGCCUGGCUGGCGACGCAGCGGCGUGUGAAACAGUGCGGUUGGCGGCGCGGUUCGCUACCCGGUCCCAGCUGAUCGGCGCAUCAGCUGUUCGGUCGACGCCGUCGUUGUCACCCCGCGUGGUGACAAGUCGCGGUGCCGGUUCCUGCUCACUGCGGAGUCCCCGGGUCGGAACGACAGCGACCGCUCAGUGCGCGGCCGAGAGCUCGGGAACGGAGCAUGGCGGUGUGCGGCCUCUCACUACGUGGCCAGGAAGGCACUCACUGCGUGCCAGGCAGGAUCGUGUGUUAGGUUAAGGCUCUAGGAUACCUGGCUCAAUGCACCAGGAGGUACGGUCUGCUCAGUGCGCAGACCGGGAAAGUUCUGACUCUUGUUGCAAAAGGGGGGGUUUAUAUACCCUCCACUCGGUGGUAAGGGAAACAGAGAAGAGCGGAGGGAGCGUGCGAGGUAGGGGUAACGGCCUUACCUCCGUUCUAGCGGCAGCGGGAAAACGGCUCGUUACAGUAUUAACAUAAGAAUAUUUAGAAGGGAAUUGCAGAGUAUGUUAUACGGCGUAAUAGACCCACGUAACACAAAAAUUGCAGUUGCAUCACAGCAGUGUUGUAACAACAUUGUAAUCUUGCAGCAAUAUUGCUACAAUGUAAUUUAAAUUUUUGUGCUGUAGGGAUACAACGAUCUUAGGAAAGUAAUUACAAAAUGCAAAGCAAUGCACUAAUAAGUAAAUAAUGCUAAGAUUAAUAAUCAAAGAAGCCAACAAAAAUUAUGCAAAAUAAAAUGAAAAAUAUCAAGCAAGCAAAUCGAACUUUUAUUGGAACUCACAUUUAUCGUAGAUUCCAGAUCGCAAUAAUAUAUUAUAGUUUUAGACUUUCCUUUUGUUCACCAGGUAGAUGAUAAUUCCCAGAAAAAGUCCACGUGGAAGAAUAGCAAGAUGGUGGAAAUGCGUAUAUCUUUUCACAGCUUAGAAUUGAUGAAUUGAUGGACGUAACCUUGUAAAGAUGGUGGUAUAACUUAUCUCCGUUGUUAGGAAAAAAUGGUUAUGCAAAUCAAAUCAAAAUCCGUGAUAAUAGGAGCUGAGUCGAAGUAUCGAAUUGUAUCAAGGCAGUAGAUAGAUGCAAAAUAGAUGCCGAUUUUCUAGUUUACAGCAAAAAAUUUUUUAGAUGAAUAAUUUAAUGUAUAAAACUAUGAAACUUCCUCAAAUACUGAUCCACACGUCCGCAAGGAUCGGCAGUCAACGAGCAAAUCCCUCUUGCACUUCGCAAAGGCUUUUAUGCUCGGUCUACAAUGUCAGUAAGAGUAAAAAAUGAAGGCUGUAAGACAUCGGAGUAUGCCGUCAUUUCCGAUUAAUAAGGCGUAGAGUAAGGUUGUAAGCUAAAUGGUUCAUUCCCAUUUCGUACGGUCUACUUCUGUACUGCCAACCAAUGAGAAUCCGGCAGUAACACAAAAGCGUGUGACAAGAGCCGGUGUUGUAUGUAAAUAACCUGCAAAUAUGUCAGAUGCCGAAUCUUUUUUUGAAGAUGAGGUCAGUAGUGACCGCGACUUAAUUGCUGUGGUUCAAGUUAACACAUUUUUAUAUAAUAAAACUGAAAAAUUAUAUGCAAGUAAAGGCAGAAGCAUGAACGCAGAUCGGCGCAAGCCUUACUCAUCCACUUAAAGGUAAGUUUAUUUUAACGUUUUUAAUGUUUUUAAUAUGUAGGUACAGUUUUCUUGUAAUUUUUACAAUACAGACUGCAAUCCUUUGACAUUAACAAAUACUUCAAAGUAUUCUUCUUUCCUUUUUUUUAUAAGAAAAGAAGGAAAGAAGAAACAAAAUGGUUUUUUAUAAGAAGAGAAUGAAAAAAGAAACAAAAUACUUUGUAGUAUUUAUAAUGUAAAAUUGUUGACUGCAAUCUUUAUUGAACACGUGUCACAGGGAUUAUGUUCCAUUUAUCACUCAAUCUUCUCAGAAUCAUUUCACCUUUGUCAUUUGUCUUUGCAAAUGUAAAACAAGAACGAAUGAUGUUUAUGAGUGUAUACGCCGGGAGCGCCCCCAUUGACCAUGUUGCAAUUGACAACCACAAUCAUUUACAGCAAUGAAUGCUUUGAAUUUUUUUGUUGGACCGCCAAUUAGAAAAGUUAUGGUCAAUUGCGACAUGGUCAAUCAAAGCGUUUUCGUAUACGCCUAUAGUAAAGGAGCUUUCUAGCAAGAGAUACAAAUUGACACAGAAGUCAUUCUGUCUUUAUUAGAUAUUUAGUGAGAAACAAUAACAAAAUGACUCCUGUGUUGAUCUAUGUCUUUUGCUGAAAAGGUAUCUAAAUUGUUGAAGAAUAAGUUUGACAAAACGCAAAAUAAUUUUAUUAACAUUGUAACAAGCCGUUCCUCCGCUGCCGCUAGGACGGAGGUAAGGCCGUUACCCCCUACCUCGCACACUCCCUCCGAUCUUCUCUGCUUCCCUCACCACCGAGUGCAGGGUAUAUAAACUCCCUCCACUCGCGAUAAGAGACAGACCUUCCUCGGCCGCGAAGUGAGCAAACCGUACCUCCUGGUGCACUGAGCCAGGCAUCCCAGAGCGUACACUGAGCGCCAUAACCUAAGACACGAUCAUUCCGGCACGCAGUGAGUGCCUUCCUGACCGCGUACCAAGCGGCGACUCACCGACACGACUCGUACACAGGCUCUCGGCCACGCACUAAGUGGUCGCACGCGUCGUCUCACCCGGGUGCCCCGCACUGAGGGGAAACCGACACCGCGAUCCGUCACCCACGCGAAGUGAUCAGAACGAUAGCGUCGAUCGCGUCAGCUGAUGCGCCGAAUAGCUGGACACCGGGUACUCCGCCGCCAACCGCACCGCUAUACCGCCGACCAGAGGGUCUAUUCUUGAAACGAGGACCCUAGAUGUCGUAUGCGAUAUUGUAUGCGAUAGCAGAAAUUGUACGGAUGAGAUGUAUCGUAUGCGAGAAAAUAUCGAAUGAUUAAUAUCGAGUGAGUAUAACCUAACCUAUGCGAUACGCAUAUCGCAUACGAUAAAUAUAGUAACAAAGGUGGUUUUCCACAAAAGUUCAACUCAUUUGUGAGUGCAGUAUGGAUAUGGCAUAUCGAAAUGCUGUUCUGCUUCAUAUCAAUGAACAAUUGGAAAAUGUUAUUUAUUAUAAUGAAAGACCACGUUUUCAUAUAAGAGAUGAUCCAUUUCAAUUAUCAGAACAAGAAUUUAUACAGCUUUUUCGAUUGAAAAAAGAAACGACAAACAGGCUUAUUAAUAUCAUAAAAGACAUUGUAGAACCGUCACGAUCUACAGCUUUAGAUGCAACUGUACAAGUUUUAACUGCAUUACGGUUUUUUGCUUCGGGAAGUUACCAGAAUUGCAUAGGACAUAAUAUUCACAUGGCUAUUAGUCAACCUUCUGUCAGCAGAUGUAUUCACCAUGUGACUAAUAUUCUUAAUUUACCAGAAAUAUUUAAUAAUUGGGUACGCUUUUCUCGUAAUCUUCAAGAAUUGCAACACUUACGUAACAAAUUUUGGAUAAAUCACCAAUUUCCUGGAGCAAUUGGCUGUAUAGACUGUAUUGCUACGCAUGUAGCAAUUUUUCCACCUUCAAAAGAAGACGAAAAUUAUCCUGAACAUAUUUAUAUUAAUAGAAAGGGAUAUCAUUCUAUAAACGUACAAUUGAUAUGUGAUUCUGAUCUUAGAAUAAUAAACGUUAAUGCCAGAUAUCCAGGAAGCACUCACGAUUCAUAUAUCUGGAAUAACAGUAAUGUUCUUCCCAUAAUGCAAGAUAUUUAUAAUCAUGGACACAAAUUUUUCUUACUAGGUGACUCUGGUUAUGCACUUAGACCUUGGAUGAUGACUCCAAUAAUGAAUAAUGAUGAACAUAACAUUGCAAUAAGAAGAUACAAUGAUCGGCAAAAAAGUACUAGAUCUCUUAUUGAACGUUGUAAUGGUCUCUUGAAAAUGAGAUUUUGUUGUCUGUUAAAACAUAGAGUUUUACAUUACCAGUCAAAUGUGUGUUCAAAGAUUAUUAAUGCUUGUACAGUGUUGCAUAAUAUGUGCAUUCAUGAUAAUGUGCCUUUACCCGCACUUGAAGCAAAAGAUGAAGUCCACAAUGGUAUAAAUGAUGAAAUUAACGAACCGGGUAUAGAUAAUAUAGCAAAUAGAAAUCAUGAUUUGAUGGCUGGGCAAAAGAUCUGCAAUAAUUUAAUAAGACAAUACUUUUCAUGACAAUGCAUCAUUUAAGCAUCACUUUUAUUAAAUGUUUUGUGUAUACAUAUAUGUAUACACAUAUUCGUUUUAUAUGUAAUAACUUUGGUAAUAAUAUAAUAAGAUUUUUAUAAAAACAUGUUUUUUUAUUCUU
Molecule: messenger RNA, 4592 nt
Organism: Monomorium pharaonis (pharaoh ant)
Lineage: Eukaryota; Metazoa; Arthropoda; Insecta; Hymenoptera; Formicidae
Product: putative nuclease HARBI1
Exons: 6
Coding region: 3326-4459 (377 amino acids)
Source: RefSeq, a predicted model, not a curated record